Molecule: messenger RNA, 1237 nt
Organism: Cydia amplana
Lineage: Eukaryota; Metazoa; Arthropoda; Insecta; Lepidoptera; Tortricidae
Product: mitochondrial basic amino acids transporter-like
Exons: 3
Coding region: 240-1127 (295 amino acids)
Biological process (GO): mitochondrial L-ornithine transmembrane transport
Cellular component (GO): mitochondrion
Molecular function (GO): high-affinity L-arginine transmembrane transporter activity
Source: RefSeq, a predicted model, not a curated record
GAUAAUGGUCGUGGAAGCGUCUCGGGCGCACUGGACGCUGGGACCUGCGAGCGCACACAACGUAUCCACACGAGCACGAGAGAGGCUGGACCCCGGGCCCACACCUUUCCCGUAACUAACCUCACCAAUAUGUUCAUUGGCAUCACUUCUAGUGGAGACAACGUCAAUUCCCACUACGAUUACUUAAUUUGAACGCUGGAGCUGUCGUGUACUAGGACUUACUACGAUCCCCAACUACAAUGGCGCUAGAUUUUGUAGCUGGAUGUAUCGGAGGCUGUGCUGGGAUUAUAGCCGGUCAUCCGUUGGACACCCUGAAAGUGCACGUGCAAUCAGGCAGAGGAAGCGCGCUGGAAUGCACCAAAAGCCUCUUGAAAGGAGGAACACUCUCCACGGUUUAUCGUGGGGUAUGGGCGCCUUUAGGGGGAGUGUCGGCAGUGAACGCCAUAGUUUUCGGAGCUUAUGGAAACACUAGGAGAGCGCUGCCUGAUCCUGACUCUUUGAAAACGCACGCAACGGCCGGCGCGGCCGCUGGACUCAUGCAGAGCUUAGCCUGCGCGCCUGUUGAGCUAGUGAAAACUCGACAGCAACUUUCAAUACCAGGAGAUGGCCUGCCCGGAGGAGCUUGGGCGGGAGCUCGACACAUCUUACGAACGGGCGGGAUUCGAACUCUAUUCCGCGGACUUACGAUCACGGCCGCCCGUGACUGCCCCGCAUUCGCGAUCUACUUCACGUCGUACGAGAUGAUGACGCGCGACGACCGGUCGGUGAUGACGGUGUUCACGGCGGGCGGAGUCGCGGGGGCUCUGUCAUGGGUGCUGUUGUACCCUGUUGAUGUGGUGAAGUCGCGGCUGCAAGGGGACGUGGUUGGACGGUAUGCGGGCGCGUGGGACUGCUUCAAGCAGUCGGUGCGUUCCGACGGCUGGCGCUGCUUGGGCCGCGGGUUGAGCGCGGUGACGCUGCGAGCUUUCAUCAGCAACGGCGCGUGUUUUACCGCCGUGGCGUGGACGGAGCGGAUGUGGCAGGAGCAGGCGCUGGCUAGCGAGCCUGCCGCGGUUGCCGCUGCGCACUCGCUCUGCGCCUCCACCGUCAUGAGCGAGGCCGUUUGUCAAGAGAGUGCAGACUACUGAUCCUGCUGGACACCAGUUUUGAAUACACCUUACGCGAGUGAUGACCGGAGAAGGUCGAGAUUGUACAGCAUUAUCGUUGUUAUUAGUUACUUUGUACUUUUAUAAUUUAA